AUGAGUGAAGAAAAUAUUACGUACAAAAAGGCUUUAGAACUUUAUUUGAGAAAUGAAAAGGAGAAUAAGAAGAAAGAGGAAACUGAAGUUAUCACAAUAAAUAGCAGCAAGAAUAAGAAUAAAAAUACAGUUAGAACAUACAGCAGCGUAGUAAAAAGUACAGUGGAAGUACAUUCAGUAAACAUUCAAGAUAAGGAAAAUAAUUUGAAUAGUGAUGCAACAAAAAAAUCUAAUCCUACAAAGAAAAAAAGAAAGAAAGUAAUUAAGGAUAAAAUACCAAACACACAGGAGGAAACAUCAAUGGAUUGUGAAGAUUCGAGCUCAGAGAACGAAGAUAGUAUAGAUAAGAUAACUGAGAAAGAUGAAGAUAAAGAAAAAGCAGAAAGUUUAACAUCUAAACACUAUGAUUUUUUUUUAAGUCAAAUUAUCCUCGCAGCUAAUAGGCGCAUUCCUUUACUAAGAUUAAAUACUGGUCCAACAAACAAAUUUAAACCAAGAGAAUUCUGGUGUUCAUCUUUAUCUAAAUUAGUGGCAGAACGAAGACUGGCUUUGGGGAAUUUUAGAAGAAAUCCAACUCCUGAUAAUCUCGAAAUAUUGGAGAGCAAAGUUACGGCGGUAAGGGAACAGCUUUGGUUGGCGAAAGGUUGCAGUUGGAGGAAUUUUUGUGGAAGUAUUGAUGAGUGUACAUCUAUCUUAGACAUGUGGAACAAGAUGCAAUGGUUUAAAGGACUUCGGCAUACCCAGCUCUCGGUUCCAGAUGAUAAACAAAAAGAAUUACUUCGAUCUCUAACUCCAGACUCUGUGUCUAAUUGCGCCCCUACUUUAAUUUCAAAUAAUGAUCUUCUCGAGACUCCUUUUAUCUUACAAGAAUUAGAAAGUUGUUUAAAGAACCGAGACACUGCUCCAGAUUGGCGAUUGGUGCCAGAAAUUCUUCAGGGGGACUUUAUA
Brenthis ino (lesser marbled fritillary) is the source of this 948-nucleotide messenger RNA. Lineage: Eukaryota; Metazoa; Arthropoda; Insecta; Lepidoptera; Nymphalidae. The record is from the annotation of a GenBank genome assembly.